AUGCAAAGGCAAUGCUCGAAUGGCGGACAUAAAGAGUACAUGGAGAAGUACUGGAUAAUUAUCGAAGUUGUUGAUCUCUUGAGCAGGAAGGAACUGAUGGACUAUUUACGAGCUGAGAAAUUUGAUGCGUAUUUUGGUGAACAAAUCAAUUUUUGUGGAAACGGACUGGCUCAUGUGCUGGGGAUCAAAUCUCAUUUUUGGGUGUCCAGUUGCCCAAUCAGCGAUUACAUGGCUUGGGUGCUGGGAAUUCCUCAGCCCUCGUCAUAUAUUCCGUCAUUGAUGGGUAUGGAUAUCACACAUAGGCCGAGUUAUUUGGAAAGGGUACAAAAUGUUUGGUCGACGUUUCUUUACGUUUACUACACCCGGAAAAGUACUCUUGAAGCUACUGAGAUGUUCCGUCGACGAUACGGUGCCGACUUUCCAAGUUUGGAAGAAAUCGCUGCUGACUCCGAUGUGGUGUUCGUGUCUACGGACGAGUUUGUUGAUUUACCUCGUCCCACGCUUCCUCAUAUAGUCCACAUGGAGGACUGGGAGUGGGGGACGCUU
Ostertagia ostertagi is the source of this 546-nucleotide messenger RNA. Lineage: Eukaryota; Metazoa; Nematoda; Chromadorea; Rhabditida; Trichostrongylidae. The record is from the annotation of a GenBank genome assembly.